AUGCGCUUCGACGGCCUGCGCACGCGCAGCGCCAGCGCGCGGCCCUCGCCCAAGCCCGCGGCGUCUGACGUGCGUCCGAACCGCGGACACAGCGUCAUGCCGCCGGCCACGAUGCCUAUCCCGCACACCAUGACGCGUAAUAUGUCGCGUCCGGCGCCGUCUCCGUCCCUCUUCCCUCGGCCAGAUCUGGAGCCGCGUAUGAAGAAGCAUCUCGUGCGUGUGGCCAAUGAGACGUCUAAUGCUCUGAUCAAAGACACAUUGGCUCAGGACGAGCCGGGCAGCGUGCUGUGGCGUCCGGCACAGCGGCCUCGAGGCGCGCCGGGCAAUAUCCACGUGCUGCGUGGCGCUGCUCAAGACGUUAGUGAAGCCAAAGACGCCACGUGCGUACGAGCCAUCAGCGACGACGUCCACGCGAGUAUCGAGGAAUUCGCGCUCUUGUUCAAACUGGACUCGAGUCGGGAAGCUGCGGACCAUUUGUUGCUGUUCAACGCCGACUUGGUGCAACACUCUACGCUGUAUACACUCGUAUCUCCUUCCGGGCAACAACCACGUCGAUAUGUGGGCGUGAAAUGGGCUCUAGUGGCAUCUCCGUCCAGGUUCUUUAGGAACCGAGACUUCUGCUACUUGGAGUGUCAAAAAGAGUUUACAGAUGCAAGAGGGAGACGCGGAUGGGUUCGAUCGCUGCAUUCAUUAAAGCUUCCUUGCUGUCCGUCAUUAGAGAAGGAGCACGGGGUUGUACGUGCCAGUAUCUAUCGAUCUGGCCUUACAGCAGUGGAGACGGACGAACCAGGCGUGCUCAGUGUGACGUACACCAUGGAGUUGGACUUGAAAGGUAAAAUGGCAUUGGAAUUACUGCAGCCUACAUUCUUAGCGCAACGGGUUGCAGCUCUGGCAACAGUAGACAAGCUGUUGCAGCAACAGCGACUAAGUAGCAGCCCCUUACUAGGCGAUCUGGAUAUCCCAGCGAGGAAACGCACACGUGGCAGUUGCAACUUGUGUUUCCGUGAGUUUGUGACUGCUGGGGGCCUCCGAGACACACUGGCCUCGAUUACCAACAUGUCGACCAAGUCUAAGCGCUACGUGUGCCGUAAAUGUGGCGAGGGUGUGUGUCGACGAUGCAGCGACGACUGGUGGCUUGACGUUCCAGUUGUAGGACGCACCAAGGUUCGUAUCUGCACUGUGUGCUCCGCAGAAGCCAAGCAGUCGCACAUUUCAGCACACACGACGCGUGCCGGCACGUGUCCGGUAAGAGGACACGGCAAGGAGCCGGUAACGGAAGUGGAAGGUGUCACGCAUCCUGGUUUACUGGAGCCACCGCAACACGAACGGAGACGCUCGUUAUCGAUGCUGGACCGACCGAGCGACGCGGCAUCUUUUUUUGCGCAACAAGAUGAGAUCAAACGCGACUUGGAGGUGCGUGCCACUGAGCUAAGUCGACGUGUUCAGCUAUGGGACGAGAUGCAGGUUCGUAUUCCUUCUUCCCGAAAAGCCGGACGUCAACCGAUCGAUCGGUUCCCUUCGUUUAUGUCGUCGGAGCUCAGUAGUAACCAGGAGCCCAGCGACAACGAAGGCGAGGAGGCUGUCCGUCUCACAGCUGAAGCUGGCGCGCGACUGUCGUCUGACUACCGCGACAGUGACUUGACGGACUAUGAAGAGCACACGAUCGAUGGCUUGGGGGAGAUCCGCACUACCACGGACCUCACGCGUUGGUGGCAAGACCAACAACGCGCAAGUGAGACUGUGGCCGCUGCAUCAGUGAAGAAGCAGGAAAUGGUUGAUUUGUUUAACCACUGGAAGCGGGAGUCUACGAACGAGAUGUCUCAGCACCAGAGACACAAUUUUCAUUCCGAGCAGAUGCAGGAGUUCGAAGAGCAGGCUCGUUAUCAGGAGGAACAGGCACGUCGUCGUCAGCAGUCCGACUUUGAGGAAAUGGCGCAGUAUCAAGAGGAGCAAGCUCGUCGUCGACAACAGUCUCUUGAGUCGCCGGUUCGUCGAUCCGAGUCCGUUAAACAGCGUGAACCUCAACCUGCUGCGUCGGUGCUGCAACAGAUCCAGCAACGCCAAAAGGAGCUGGAGAACCUGCGUCGCCACCGUCAACAACCGCGUGAUGACGAGCCACCAAGCAGCCAGUUUUCAGUCGACUCGCAAUCGUCUAUAGCGGUUAAGGAGCGGUAUCUCCAGGAACAGCGACAGCAGCAGCUGGAUACCGCUGCAGAACGCAAGAAACAAGAUCGUCUACGUGCGAAUAAAGCGCUGGAUCAAACUGCCGGCGAGGAUGUAGAGUUAAUGGAAACGUCUCAAGGUGAGUGGGUCCCGGCGCGAGCCAGCAAGGAGACCGACGUUGCGUCGGUGGUGAGCUCACCCCGACACGGACCGGGGUUCUGUGACCACUGCGGAUGUCCCGAGUAUAUGGAGAACGGAACCGUGAAACCUAGUUGCAAGUGCAACACCGUUGCGACUCCUACGAAGGCUGCCGGCACUGUUCUAUUCGACGGCAAAUGGAUCAGCAGCCCCACGCCUCAGGAAUCGUAA
This is a messenger RNA of Phytophthora infestans T30-4, 2532 nucleotides long. RefSeq lists its product as uncharacterized. The record is from RefSeq and is a predicted model, not a curated record. The coding region runs from base 1 to 2532 and encodes 843 amino acids. The transcript is spliced from 5 exons. Lineage: Eukaryota; Oomycota; Peronosporomycetes; Peronosporales; Peronosporaceae. Gene Ontology annotation, molecular function: lipid binding.